Molecule: messenger RNA, 2585 nt
Organism: Micropterus dolomieu (smallmouth bass)
Lineage: Eukaryota; Metazoa; Chordata; Actinopteri; Centrarchiformes; Centrarchidae
Gene: fyrd1
Product: transforming growth factor beta regulator 1
Exons: 16
Coding region: 340-1998 (552 amino acids)
Biological process (GO): regulation of cell cycle; regulation of DNA-templated transcription
Cellular component (GO): nucleus
Source: RefSeq, a predicted model, not a curated record
UGUCGUAGUAGUAAAUUUUUAAUUUGGAUUUUUAAAAUUGUAACUAACAUUAUUUUUAACCAAACGCAACAAAACCAUAGACUGUACAUAAAAACAAAACAAGGAUAUCCGGGAGAAGUGGUAUCAGCAAUAAUGUCCGCUGCUCCAUAGAAUAUCUUUAUCACAACGGAGGAUGCUGCUAACGCUUGGUGGGCAACGUUAGCAUUUAGCAUCUCUGAAUGUAAACAGUGCACUCAUGUCAACCGAAGGUUCCGGUUGACAGACGGAAACAAACAAUCCGGAGCACGAACUAAAAUAAGUGGGUUUGCUGCUACAGAUUCAUUGAGGUCCCUGUCGCCUAUGGAGUCUCUCAACACCUUUGAAUCUGAGAUGGAGGCUGAUGGACAGGGGAACUACUCUCUGUUUCCUGCUCUGGACAGCAUUGCAAGUCUGUCUGGGACCACUGAAACUCUGGAGAGCGAACCACCUAGUGAUAUUUCAGAGAAGCCAAACCUCACAUGGCUCGAUGCUGCACAGAUUGUCUUGGAAGAAGCUGGUCGCCCUAUGCACAUAAAGGAGAUUAAACAGAGAAUCAUCGACAGAGGACUUGUUCAAUCCAAUGCAAAAUCAAGCCUGGAGGCUGUCAUGUACCGUGAGACACAAAAAGGCAGCAGGAGAUUCAAGAGGAUUGAGAACAGAAAUGGAGUCUUUGCACUGCUGACUGAUGAGGAGCGGCAGCAGGCCCUGCAAGCCUUUACCGCCCAGUCUUUCCUCGGCUCUCCGCAGCAGAACACCAUCUCCAGUUCUGGCUCAGGUGCCUCUGCGCCCGCCUUCCCGUCCCCCACCAGUUCCUCAGAUCACAAGACCAAGAUGAAGAGAGGGCCGCGAAAAAACCAGAACGAAAAGUACCGACUUAAGUACCUUAGACUGCGCAAAGCUGCCCGUACCAUGAUAUUUGAGAAUGCAGCUCUCUGUGAUGAAAUUGCCCACUUAGAAGAGAAGUUUCUGAGGGCAAAGGAGGAGCGGAGGUUUUUACUGAAGUCAUUGUUGCAGUACCAGUCUUUUUCAGAGGGGGAGAUACUGCCAACACCUGGCUCAAGCUCCCAUCCACCUGUGCCGCCUGCAGCAUUAACCUCAGGUCCUGCAGGGUCUUCAGGCCUGUCUGGGGGGCAAAACCUUGUGUCAGUGGUGUCAAUAGGGGAGGACGGACCUCUUAAAAAACCUAAGAAGGAAAGGAAAGAGCGAGGCAGGGAAAAUGGAAAGGAGGAACUUCCAAAGAAGAUGACUAAGAAGAGAAAGCUGACAGACGGGUCUCGGAAGCUGGUGCAGCCCAUCCCUCUGGACUCAUCUGGUCGCCCCGUCUUUCCCAUCGUAUUGGGAGGUUUAACAGUCUACAGUCUGGGAGAGAUCAUCACAGACAGGAUGCUGUUCCAUGAUGAGUGCGCCAUCUACCCAGUGGGCUUCUGCAGCACACGAGUCUUUGCCAGCAUGAAAAACCCAGACCAGCAGUGCCUCUAUACCUGCCAAAUCAAGGAUGGGGGAACAGGCCCACAGUUUGAGAUUGUGCCUGAAGAAGAUCCUCAGAAUGCCAUUGUGGCCUCCUCUGCCCUGACCUGCCACUCCAACUUACUGAAGGCUAUCGCAGCUGUCAGGUACCAAAGUUCAGCACAAAGUUCCAAGUCUGUGGCGCCCAUUGUGCCAUCAGGAGCUGACUUCUUUGGCUUUUCACACCCCACCAUCCAGAACCUCAUCCAGAGUUGUCCUGGAGCACGCAAAUGUUGCAACUACCGAUGGAUACGUUUUGAGGUGUGUCGCCCUGGUGAUGGCCAGGUUCCUCACAGCCUAUCUGAGGACGACGCCUCAGUGAACUUUGAGGCCUACCAGAGACACAAGGGCUUUGAUGAGAACAUCAAGACGGAGCACAUAACAGGACAGGCGCCGCAGUCUCCUAGCUCCUCUCACCAGCACCACCUGACCUCGCCCACCAUGAAGCCCUCUACCUCAUAUUUCAGCUCUUGAUUCUGAAAGCGCCUGCAGGAAUCCAGCUCACACGUUAUCACACUCCUCUCAGACUUUCAUUAUUUACUGAACUUACUAUACCACCCCCCAUCUUUUGGAUCUGGCUGGCAAGUUAGCUUCGUGCUUAAUGUGCCAAUAGCAACAUAAACCCAACGCCUGUGUGUUGAGAAAUGCAUUUCUUACUGCAUGUAUAUCAACAUCUGUGCUGAAUUUUCAAAAUUGAGUCCCAGUUGACUUUGACCAGAAUAACUGAAAAAAGGGUUUUUGUUCAUUCCCAUAUACAAGUUACAAUGUACAUGGCACACUAUUGCAUUGGCAUUGAACUGAUGGUACUUUGCUUAAAGUUGCAGUUAUAACUCAUUAUAGGUAACAUUUUUUUUUCCAGUUGAAGCAACAGUUGGUCAUGUUUCUGAGUAAUAUUCAUUGUAUUUCCAUUUUACUUUUAAGUAAAAGUAUUGGCUUUGAAUGUAACACACCCACAUAUACUUAGUUGUUGAUUUGUCAUUUAUUUGUGCAAAUUAAGUUGAGUCAUAAAGGCUCAUUUGGGUUGUAAAUUUUUUGUUUAAAAUUAAACACGUCAUUCUACA